UUGUGCCAAUAAUUGAAUAUAGAAUUGAAUACAGAAUAUAUAGAAAUAUAUAGAAUAUAUAAAAAAGACAUUUGAAUAUUUUCUUUGGUGGGAGUAAACUCGAAAAGAUCGGCAUUUUUUUACAUUCUAAGUUAUGUAGAAUAAUAUAGAAAUUAUAAGAGGCUCAUAAGAAGUUUUCUACUGGAAUUGCUUAUAUCAAUUUUCAUGGUACAAAAAUAUGCACGAAACAACACCUAAUGCCAAUGAAAGUAGUCAUGGAUGUUUAUCAAAAAUAACAAACACUAUUAUCGGUUUUCUUGAAGAUUCAUUUGGCAAAUUUGGAUUCAUUGUCGGAACUCAUCCUGUAAAGACUAUACUAAUUGCUGUUGUAUUUGCUUUGUUAUGUCUCGCUGGUCUGUUACGACACGAAGAAGAAAGCAGAGGUGAAAAACUGUGGAUAGAUCAAGAUUCAACAUUUAUUGUCGACCAAACCUGGGUUUUGAAGCAGUUCCCUACAAAAAUACGCUAUACAAACUUAAUUGUCAAAAGAAAUGAUGUUUUAACACCCCAAGGUUUGUUAGAGCUUCUAAAGAUUGAUAAGCUGAUAAAAGAUGUCUACAAAGAUUCUAAAAACACUGGUUUACAUUGGUCGAAUAUAAGUUACAAUUCUCCUCCACAAACGUUGCUUCAAUUUUUUUCUCCUAAUGAAACUGUCAUUGGAUUGCUAACUAAAGAUGAUAUAGUACAAACGUUGAACCAACCCUCUUUAAUCAGCUUAGUCACAAAUCAAAAGGAAAAUGUGUCGCGAUAUUUGGGAGACAUCACUGGGAACAGUACGCACAAGGUUGUCAAAGCUGGUGUAACAAAGUUGAUUUAUUUUUUGAAAAGAAACGAUGUGUUAGAUAGUAAAGGUGCAUGGAAAGAUGACCUUGGAUCCAGUUGGGAAAAACAGUUUGCAGUGGAUCUUGCAGCAAUGUCUUUUCCAGAAUCUACAGUUUAUUUUAGUACGAGAGAAAGUUUGCUAAAGGCUGGCUUAGAUGCUAUUGGAAAUGAUUUCGGACUGUUAUUUUCCGGUUAUGCCCUUAUUAUUGCUUAUAUCAUGUUUCAACUUGGUAAAUUCUCGAGGUUGCAACAUAAGGUGUGGCUUGCAAUUACAGGUGUGUUAUGCGUUGGUCUUGCUGUAGGUGUAUCAUAUGGUCUAUGUGCAGCUGCUGGAGUAAAGUAUGGUCCUGUGCAUUCAGUACUGCCAUUUUUAUUACUUGGUAUUGGUGUCGAUGAUAUAUUUGUUAUUAUUCAAACAUGGGACAACCGAGCAGGUUCAAUGGACGAUGAUGAACCUAUUGCUAAGAAAAUUUCAAGAACAAUGAGGCACGCGGGCGUAGCUAUAACUGUUACCUCUUUUACGGAUGUGUGCGCGUUUUUAAUUGGUGCAACUACGGUAUUACCUGCAUUAAGAUGGUUUUGUAUAUACGCUGGUGUAGGUAUUUUGAUGCUAUAUAUAUUCGCCACCUCAUUCUUUGUUGCUUUUCUCGCCAUUGACGCCAAAAGACAGCGCAUGCGUCGUGAGGCAUGUUGCUAUGUCAAACUUUCUGACACGUGGCAACCUCUGGAAUGUUCGAAGGCGUUUUAUCUUCGCCAAAUGAUUAAUUUUUGUAGUAAAGGUCUGUUAAGCAUCCCUGGUAAGGUUGUGAUCAUUUUACUCACUUGCACGUUGUUAGGAUUUGGAAUUUAUGGUUUGUUCCAAUUGAAUCAAGAUUUUGAUCCUGACUGGUUUCUACCUAGAGAUAGCGACGAAGUAAAAUAUCGCAACGCUCAUAGACAGUACUUUCCCUCUUUUGGAAUUCAUUCUGCAGUUUACAUCGGAGAAAUUGAUUACUUUCAAGAGCAACAACAACUGCAUAAAUUAUACACUAAUAUCAAAGCAGAGUCGAGUAUUUUACCCUCUACGGUGAAGAGUUGGUAUGAGGACUUCAUCGCUUCGGUUAAAAGUGAUCCUUCAAAAAUAUCAAGCAUAAAGAAUGAUACGAUACCAAACAAAGAAGUGUUCUAUAGUUACUUGAAAUCGUACCUGGACAGCAGUAAAAAAGUAACUGGUGCCAACGUCGUGUAUAAGGGGCUUAACAAUUCUGUUAAAAUAAAGGCUUCAAAGUUUCUAAUGACUCAUGCGGAUAUAGAAGGAACCAAUAAUCAAAUCAACGCUAUGGACAGUAUAAGGGAUGUAGUUUCCAGUGUUCAUUUUCAAACAGGUCCACCUGCUUUUGCAUAUGGUGCUAAUUACAUACAAUGGGAAACAAACAGAAUUAUUGGUCAGGAAUUGGUACGAAAUCUGUCACUGGCAUCGGCUUGUGUGUUUUUAGUGACUCUUCUUCUUAUUGCGAAUCUUUGGACUUCAUUAUUAGUGCUAGUAUGUGUGGCCUGUACUUUGGUUGAUAUUUGUGGUUUCAUGUAUUUCUGGGAUCUCAGCAUCGACACGAUUAUCUCGACCAUCUUGGUGAUUGCACUUGGUUUCGCCGUUGAUUAUGCUGCUCAUAUUGGACAUGCUUUUAUGGCCGCACGUAAAGGAAGUAGAAAUGAUCGUGCCAGAGAAGCAGUAGUUGAGAUAGGUCCAGCUGUGUUUAAUGGAGGUAUAAGUACCUUCCUGGCCUUCUGUUUGCUGGCUGUUUCUGAAUCGUAUGCUUUCCAAACCUUUUUCAAGGUGUUCUUUCUCGUGGUGACGAUUGGUUUGUGGCAUGGUCUGGUAUUUUUACCUGUUUUGUUGGGAAUCGCAGGCCCAAAACCGUAUAGUACAAGCAUAGAGACUGGUGAAGAAGUGGCUGUAUCACAUGAUAACGGAAAGGUUGACGCAAAUAAAAAGACGCAUUAUGAGAUGAAUAAAAACAUGGCUAUCGACAACACGUCUUAUAUGGCAACAUGAUCGGGAAAAGACUUAAAAAAGGAUUUGCUAUUUGCAUGUUUUAAUUUGUUUGAAGACUAUUUUCACAGUUGUAAAUAGUUAAGGCUUGUCUCCGCUUAACGGAAUAUAUUAUGCGGAAUUAACUUAAGCGUUUUGAUUGGAUGGCGGAAAUUUCCACCGAUAAAAAGUAAAAUUAAUUUCUAACGGAAAUUUCCUCUACACCAAUCGGAAUCGUUGUAUAAUGCGCUCAGUACGGAACAUUCUUUCCAGGGAAAUUGGGAGUUGAAAGAAUUGUAGGUGUGGUCUACUACAAAAUAUAAUGGAAGAAAGUCUUCAUAUCGACCGUGCACCUUGUUUAAAAUGCAAAAUGUCUACAAGAAUGUAAUCAUUUUAAGCAACAGGCUUGGACACCGUGUGGUCAGUAAGCAAAAAAUGUAUAAGACAAAGGGAAAAGACACUAUUAACCAAAUAAAUGCUUAACAGUACGCUAUAAUUUUUAUUUUCAUUUUCUUUAAAUUAGCUAUCCGUCUGAUCCAAAUAACACCUAAAAAAAGAAACAAUGUUAAAAAUUUGUAAAAUGUCAGGCUGGCUUUUCUACGAUCAGGACUUGCCAGCAUUUGUCAGCUCAAAUGCAUAAUUAUGAGAAAGUGAUGGACACAUUAAUUAAGCUUAAAUUCUCAUAAUAACCAAUUCAUCUGAUUCUUGGAAAAACAAUUACAAUUAGCUACAUUGUUAUAUAGUAUAUGAGAUUAUAUUUUUCGUUUGACUUUAAUGAGAGUGUGUUGGCCGACCAGCACUCAGGGCCAUGUUUCUUUAACAUUUGCACCACGUGACUUUAAUUGGAAUGUUUUGGCCAACCAGCACUCAGCGUCGCGUUUAUUUAACAUUUGCACCACGUGACAUUAAGGAGAUUGUAUUGGCCAACCAACACUUCGCGUCCCGUUUCCUUUUUACAUUUGCACCACGUGACUUUAACCCCACGUGUGAAAACAAUUUUUUACAUUUUUAACUAAUUUCAAUUAUGUUUACGUGUUGUUUGUUGGAUACUAAUUGUUUACAUAUAUAUAUUUAUUUAUUUAUUUUUGUGUUUAAGGGAUUUUUUGUAAUUACAUAGUGAAAAAAGAUAAUUUUUUAACAAGUA
This is a messenger RNA of Hydractinia symbiolongicarpus, 4013 nucleotides long. RefSeq names its product patched domain-containing protein 3-like. Lineage: Eukaryota; Metazoa; Cnidaria; Hydrozoa; Anthoathecata; Hydractiniidae. The transcript has 22 exons. The record is from RefSeq and is a predicted model, not a curated record. The coding region runs from base 218 to 2893 and encodes 891 amino acids. Gene Ontology annotation, cellular component: membrane.